AUGUGUCAAAAUGGAGAGAAGAUACCCAACUGCACUGCAGAAGUUUUACAAGAAACAUCACUCAAGAGAGCCACUGACAUUGAGAAAAUUCUGCUCAGUGUUCAUCCUUCACUUAUGACCUAUCAUCUUUGGAUUUCUCAUGGCAGUGUGACUGGUCAGAAUUUUGAGAUAAACACUGGGAAAACCUUUGGAGACAUGGUAAAGGAAAUGGAAGCAUUCCCUCAACUCAAAGUUACUCCACCGCUGCGUUUGAAGGAUCUAGGAACUCAAGACCCAUGUCUUGUUUUCCUUAGAGAGGACAAUCUUGGUGUUUAUCUUAAUAAAAAUAAGUUAACUCCAGAAAAAAUUGAUGUCUUUGACUGUCUGAAAUGCAAAACCCAGCAUGUUGAUGUGAAUGUACUGGCAGCUUCAACUGGUGACCAUAGGGAUGACCUCUCUUUUGACACAACAAGAUCUCCAAAGGAAGCUGUACUGGUACUGAUUGAUACAAGUUCAUCGAUGUCCCAGAAAUGCUACGGAAGUGUGGAAAUAGAAAAAAUCCAUGCUGUCAAGGAGCUUUUUGAUAAUUUUGCAUCAAGGACUAUGGCUUAUGAUUUUCAUCAUGUCAUAGGCCUCGUUACAUUUGACUCUAGAGUGAAAACUGUUCACACAUUUACAGAAACACUGGAAAAGUUUAAGGAGCAUGUGCGCACUCUUAAGGCAUCUGGACGUACAUUGCUGUAUGAUGCACUGCAACAUGGAAUGAAUGAGCUGAACAAAGUAAAGAUAAAAUUCCCAGAUUGCAGACUCCGCAUUCUAUGUCUCACCGAUGGAAAUGAUAUUGGGUCUUUAAACAAGCCAGAUCAAGUUGCCAUCAACCUAAUAAAAUCUAACGUCGUUGUGGAUUCGAUUCUUCUUGGAAAAGUAAAAAAUAAUAUUCUACAUGGAAUCAGCAUUGCAACAGGUGGCUGCUGCUUCAACCCAGAGACAAGCAAGGAUGGUUUACAACUUUUUGAAACUGAGACCGUUCUUUCUUUGGAGAUGAGAAAAUGUAAAACCAAAGCUGACCCAGCCUCCAUCACUGAAAGUUUUCUGAGGAGUCACUUUGCUACUCAUGGGUACGAUACACUUCCAGAGGCUGUCUUACCAAGCCAGAUAAGCAGUAAAGUGACAGUUACACAGAAGUAAGUGACAGAAUAC
Molecule: messenger RNA, 1179 nt
Organism: Neolamprologus brichardi
Lineage: Eukaryota; Metazoa; Chordata; Actinopteri; Cichliformes; Cichlidae
Source: RefSeq, a predicted model, not a curated record